UAGCAUUAGAAGAGAUCAAACAAAAGAAUAUUCUCCUUAACCAAAAAAAAAAAAAAAUGGAAAAAAGAAGUCAUUACACCAACAGAGUUUCUCAUAAAACAAGGAGCACCACUUUCAAACCAGCCUUCUUCCUAAGGGUUCUCCCUAGGGUUUAACAAACAAUUUCCUCUCUUCCAAGAUAAAUAAAAAUAAAUCCACCCUUAAACCAAAUACCAAAAUCAAAUAAUUCAACUCCUUACAAUUUCACAAUUGUAACAUUUGUACCUUAUAAGAAAACAUAUCUUUUUUUUUUUUUACCUGUUUUGGUAUUGGAUCAAGAAAAAUGGAAGCAAGAGUAGAAGGUGGUGCAAGAAAGCUUUUACAACAACCUCAAAAGCCACAACAGCAACAUCUUCAACAGCAGCAGCAUCAUUGUUAUCAUACAGGGCAACAGCAGCAACAGCCACAGGCUCAACCUCAGAUUGGUACUGUACCACAACUUCUUGCUGGUGGUAUUGCUGGUGCUUUUAGUAAAACCUGUACUGCUCCCCUCGCCCGCCUCACCAUUCUUUUUCAGGUUCAAGGUAUGCAUUCAGAUAUUGCAGUAUUGACCAAGCCCAGUAUAUGUCGUGAGGCAGUGCGUAUUGUCAAUGAAGAAGGAUUCAGAGCUUUUUGGAAGGGGAAUCUGGUCACUAUUGCUCACAGGCUUCCUUAUUCGUCGGUCAAUUUCUAUGCUUAUGAACAUUACAAGAGUCUAUUGAAAUCAAUUCCUGGUCUGGAUGGUAAAGGGCGGCAUGCAGGUGCGGAUAUUUUUGUGCACUUUGUUGGUGGUGGAUUGGCGGGAAUAACUGCAGCUGCUGCCACCUACCCGUUGGAUCUUGUCAGAACAAGAUUAGCUGCACAGAGGAAUGCCAUAUACUAUCAGGGAAUCUGUCAUUCUCUUCGUACCAUUUGCAGAGAUGAAGGCUUUUUUGGGUUGUACAAAGGGCUUGGUGCUACAUUACUGGGUGUUGGACCUAGUAUAGCAAUAAGCUUUUCCGUCUACGAGGCUUUGAGAUCUUACUGGCAAAUACACAGGCCCGAUGAUCCUUCUAUUGCAGUCAGUCUUGCUUGUGGAAGUCUCUCAGGAAUUGCAUCUUCCACUGCUACUUUCCCUUUGGAUCUUGUGAGGCGAAGAAAGCAGUUGGAAGGAGCAGGAGGACGUGCACAUGUGUACAACACUGGUAUAAUGGGUAUGUUUAAGCACAUAAUCCGAACUGAAGGGUUCCGUGGCUUGUACAGAGGAAUACUGCCCGAAUACUACAAAGUCGUUCCUAGCGUGGGAAUUGUGUUCAUGACAUACGAGACACUGAAGAAGCUUCUAUCGCAAGGGCCUUUUGAUUUUUGACGCUUUCAGUUCUGCACUCGUCCAGUUUUUUUUCUGAUAAAACAAGCCACAAGGUUCAGUUUUGUUUUGAGUUACCUAGUCAGGAAGUAUGGUAAUUAUUAUUAGUAUAAAAUGAGAUAAUUUUCGUUCUCGCGGUGGCAAAUUUUGUGGUUGCUGCUGUUUGACUUGUUUUUUUUUGUUGUAUAGCCUUUGAAAAAUCACUUGUGUCCCACAUCAAUUGUAUUUCUAGAUAUUUAGGCUGGUUAAUUCUUAGGAUUUUUACCUUCUAUUUAUCAUCUUUGAUGAUUGUAUCACCCAUACAGUUUUGUUUGUGGGAACCUUUUUUUCUUAUUUUCCAUUGUCUUUCCCAUUUUAAUUUUUAUCUAGUACUUCCUUUGGCUAAGUUCUAGGCUAAUUCCUUCAAGAUAUUGUAAGGAUCAAUCGAGUAUUUCAUAGUACUGCUUGACAAUUGUAAUUGAAGAGGAUUCUUUUAAGUUUGUUCA
Messenger RNA from Capsicum annuum, 1848 nucleotides. Its product is annotated as mitochondrial substrate carrier family protein B. The record is from RefSeq and is a predicted model, not a curated record. Gene Ontology annotation, biological process: transmembrane transport. Lineage: Eukaryota; Viridiplantae; Streptophyta; Magnoliopsida; Solanales; Solanaceae. The transcript has 7 exons. Bases 323 to 1366 code for a protein of 347 amino acids.